AAAAAUUGAAUAAUAAAUUCCUCCAGGUCAUGAUCGCGUUGUGUCUCGGCUAUUUUCCCUUUAAAUAACUUGGAGAAUUUCUCGCCCUCCCUCCGUUUACUUCGGAGCAGAGCUCGUUCAUAUUUCAGUCAGCAGGCGCAUCUCAAUGGUCCAAGGGAGGGGAGUGAGACCUGCCGUUAAAACACCCCGGUGAGUCGGAGUUCCGGUUACCUGUAUUUCUGAGAAAAUUACAGUCGGGCUCCACUUUUGACAGAGAGAGGGUGAGAGAAACAGCAAGCAAAGAGAGAGGGAGACACGAGGAUGACAGACCAGGACAGCACCACCGUGGGGGAGCCCCCUCCCCAGUACAUGAUCUUCCUCCUGGUCUUCUUCUUCUUCCUCACCGGCCUCCUUGGCUUCCUCAUCUGCCACAUGCUGAAGAAGAAAGGCUACCGCUGCCGCACUGGGGAGCUGGAUGACGACGAGGAGUGCGAGGACAAGCUGGCACCAGAUGCCAACGAGGAUGGAACAGAAGAAAAUCAAGACACUGUGGAGCAAAUAUUGAAGUGCAUUAUUGAGAAUGAAGCAAAUAUGGAGGCCUUCAAAGAGAUGCUGGUGAACCAGAAUGCAUGUGAGCAUAAUGACCCCAGGUUGCUGCGCAAAGAGAGUCUUGGGGGUGUUCCUCCUCACCUGCACACGGUCCACUCCGGCGGCGACCGCAAUUCCUGCCAUCUCUGUGUGCAGGGCCGCUCCAAGAAGGCCCGGCGUCGAAGCCGGGUAGCCCGGAGCAAGGUCCGACCGGGGGAGCAGACUGUUUUCUCUGUGGGCAGGUUCCGCGUCACACAUAUGGAGAAGAAGAACAGCAUCCAGGGGUCCACCAAUCUGCCCAUCGGCGAGUCCGGAGACCACUCUGACCACACCGAGCCACUGGACGGUGAGAAGGACAACCCAGGCAAGCCGCAAGAGGGGUACAACCUGCGCAACAUGUUCAAAGAAGUCAGAUCCACCAACGGUGUGGUCUCGCUGGAGACUGUGGAGAAAAAGAGCGUCACCCUGGCGCCGCUGCGGAGAAGCAGUGACCCGGUGGUGACAAGAAAGACCCAGGAGCGGGUGGCAGAAGUCGAGGAUGAGGACGAACGCCCCGACACCCCCGAGCCGGUGGAGAGCCCCGCGCCACCUCCUGAAGAAGGCACUGACACUGACGUGCCCACUGACUCUGAGAUGGCCAACGACAAAGCGCCCCCUAGUGGUGGGGUGCAGAACGGCACGGUCGGCGUGGAGGAUGUUAUCGUGCGGAGGGCCGUCCCGGAGAGGAUACGGGAGUUCGCGGUGGUGCAGAUGGGCGAGCUGGCGGACGAGGCGGCGCAGGGCGAGGACGGAAGGGAUGACAUGGUGGAGAUGGAGGACAUCAAGGACUGCAGGGUGAGCCAGGAGGAGGACUGUGGGCUCUCUCGGGAGGAGAAGAGGAGGUCCGUACACAGCCAGCACAAGUGGUGAAACGACUUAGGGUGCUGGCAGUGAAAAGGCUGAUGCCCCACUGUAAAGCACAGGGCAGACAGCAAUACUAGUGGAACCGAGCCAUGCCAAACUGUGCCGGGUCAUGCCCUGCCUCCCAUUGACUUGAACCACGAGCUCCCCGCGGCUUUGAUCACGGGGAUGGUGUCAGACGGAUUGCGAUCGAUCCUGUGUCAUCAAGGCCAUGUUGUAGCCAAGUAUGUCAAACCAACUUUUGGGAAACGUGGCUCCGCUACCAUCAUAAUCAACCAUGCGAGCCCUUGCAAUCAGCAGUGAAGGUCCGUUCAAAAGUGUUCACUGACUGCAUUUGACGAUGACAAAAAAAGAACAAGUAUAUACCAUGGCUAUCAGUGGACAGAUAUUUUCAGUAUAUUCUGUGGCUUGGCAAUCUUUGCACUCUUACUAACACAGCCACAGACAGUGUUGGAGGAGCUCCAGACUCCUGUCCCCCUGUCCAUCUGUCUGCAGCUCUCUGCUGUUACCUGCAUUUCCUCAUCCUUUAUUACCCUGACCAUGCGAGGACAGGGCAAGGGGACGAGCCCAGAAAAUAGGAUGAUGAAACUGUAGUUCUGACUUGAAACACAUCGGAAUUCAAAUAACAAAAAGUUGCUUUUAGACUGAGAAAUAAGUGAUAAAUAAGGUAAUGGGAAAUCUUCUUCCCCAUACAAGGGUCUCAAAAUUUCUGUAUCACUAUACAAAGGGAUAAAUCUUUUCCAUGCUAUAUUUGAGUUACUCCUGAUAUUUGAUUGAAGGCAAUAUCAAAUCAGGCACACCCAGUAUGUCAUAAAAUUGUCCUCUUCUGAACCCCAUAAGAAAAUCAUGUCACCUUUUCAGAUUAUAUUUUAUCCAUUAUAUCCCCACAGUAACAAAAGCCCAAAUGCAAUCCCCCCCCCCUCCUUAAAAUGUAGUCAUGGAAAGAUCUGUCACAAACAAUGAUGUAACCCAGCAAAACUGGUCUUUUGUAAUUCCAGACAAUCUCUCAGACAGCAUAACCAAAUGUGGAUCCAGAAAGAUGCCUACGGGUACAUCAUCCAAUACAGAAACUCUAUUUUAAAUCAACACUCUGAGAUUCUAUGCAUAGUUCUGCUCAAAACAGGUCACAGAAGUCUCAAGUGAACUCCAUUCAGAAGAAAUGAAACAACACUUGAGAUGAUCCCAGGCAGGGAAGGUCUGUAACCACGGUUCUGUGCAAAGCUGGCCUGUCUGUGCCAUGGAUUCCUCUGUCAGAAUGUGAAGGAUGCUGCAUUCAGUUCCUCUGUUUAAGGUUUUUUCACAGCUUUUUUCCAGCCUUUUAAACCCUGGCUGGCAGUGCUAGACCUGUCUGCUCAUACAUCACAUCACAUUCAUUUCAAAAUGCUCUUUCAAGGUUACCUUGUUCUCCACUAGUUCUGAAAAAAGGCAGCCAUCUCAAUAUCUCUUACCCAUGUACAGUAACCCAAUGCCAGGUGUGGGAUAGAAGUAAACAAGCUUCUGUUUCUGUAAAAGAAUGGUAAAAUGCUGUGAUGCAAUGUACAUACACUCUUAAACUGCAGUUUUACAUUCUCAUUGAUACCAGUCUGAUUGAGUGCAGCAGUCUAGUUUGCCUCUGCACCCCUGACGAAGGACAAUAAGUUGUUCAUUUAUGCUGGAACCUUGCUAGCUUUAAGCAACGUGACAAAAAGAAAAACAAAGCUAUUGAGGAACUGUUAUCCCUAAUAGUCAUUCCAUACUGUGUCUGAAUGUUUCCCCCUGCUGCUCAAAGUCUGUAUUACACCCACACAGCACCUCACCCACAGGGUGUAAUUCCUUUG
Megalops cyprinoides (Indo-Pacific tarpon) is the source of this 3284-nucleotide messenger RNA. RefSeq names its product RELT like 2 (gene rell2). Gene Ontology annotation, biological process: positive regulation of cell-substrate adhesion; positive regulation of p38MAPK cascade. The record is from RefSeq and is a predicted model, not a curated record. The transcript is spliced from 6 exons. The coding region runs from base 301 to 1476 and encodes 391 amino acids. Lineage: Eukaryota; Metazoa; Chordata; Actinopteri; Elopiformes; Megalopidae.